Messenger RNA from Kazachstania africana CBS 2517, 3906 nucleotides. It is a transcript of the gene RAD50, whose product is annotated as MRX complex DNA-binding subunit. Gene Ontology annotation, cellular component: condensed nuclear chromosome; nucleus; Mre11 complex. Gene Ontology annotation, molecular function: double-stranded telomeric DNA binding; single-stranded telomeric DNA binding; G-quadruplex DNA binding. Gene Ontology annotation, biological process: chromosome organization involved in meiotic cell cycle; double-strand break repair; telomere maintenance via recombination. Lineage: Eukaryota; Fungi; Ascomycota; Saccharomycetes; Saccharomycetales; Saccharomycetaceae. The coding region runs from base 1 to 3906 and encodes 1301 amino acids. The record is from RefSeq and is a predicted model, not a curated record. The transcript has a single exon.
AUGAGUGCUAUAUAUAAACUAUCAAUACAAGGUAUAAGGUCUUUUGACUCCAAUGAUAGGGAGACAAUUGAAUUUGGUACACCGUUGACCUUAAUUGUGGGAACCAACGGAUCAGGUAAGACAACUAUUAUUGAAUGUUUGAAAUAUGCUACAACGGGUGACCUGCCACCUAAUAGUAAAGGUGGAGUAUUCGUUCAUGAUCCCAAGAUUACAGGCGAAAAAGAUAUCAGAGCGCAGGUAAAAUUGGCUUUUACUAGUGCCAACGGCUUAAAUAUGAUUGUCACCAGAAAUAUUCAGUUACUAGCAAAGAAGACUACGAACACUUUUAAGACUCUUGAAGGUCAGUUAGUAGCUAUUAGCAGGUCUGGAGGCCGUACCACUUUGAGUACAAGAGCAACAGAGCUCGAUACACAGGUGCCUUUGUAUAUGGGUGUUCCUAAAGCUAUCCUAGAAUAUGUCAUAUUUUGCCAUCAGGAAGACAGUCUUUGGCCUUUGAGUGAACCAGCAAACUUGAAGAAAAAGUUCGAUGAGAUCUUUCAAGCGAUGAAGUUUACGAAAGCUAUAGACAAUUUAAAGAUCAUAAAGAAAGAUAUGGCCGUCGAUAUAAAACUAUUGAAACAAUCUGUGGAACAUUUGAAAGUUGACAGAGAUAGAUCAAAAAACACGAAACGAAGCUUGCACAACUUAGAAGCCAAAUAUGCUGAGUACCAAGAAGACGUCAAAGCGAUUGAAGUCAAGUUAAACGAUAUAACUAGACGUUCUGAUGAACUCUUCAAAUCAAAUCAAGAUUUUCAAGAAGUAUUAUCCAAAUCAGAAAACCUGAAAACUCUCGAAUCCUUAACGUCAAAUGAAAUUGAAAGAUUAUCCAGUUCCAUAAAUGCAAUCAACUUGGGGAAAUCUGAAUUACAAGAUCUCUUAGAUAACUUCUCGAAUACAUUGCAUGAGAAGGAAUUAGAAGUUCAAAGGUUUGAAGAGGAAUUAUUUGCAAUGAAAGAUAAAUCCAAGGAAUUCCAAAACAAUUCAAAUAGUCUAGCUAGGCGACAAGGUGAACUAGAAGCUGAAUUAAAUAAGUAUGCAUUGAAUAAAACCCGAUUAACAGAUUUACAGAGUCAAAUGUCUACAAGAUAUGGUUUCGAAGUCUCAGUCGAAGCAUCAAAUUUCAUCGACCAGUUAAAACACUAUAAGGAAAAAUUUUGUAGUGACCUUGAUCGAUUCGAGGAAACUGAAUCCCAGAAGAUUAAAGAUCAAGAAGAAAAGCUGUCAAAAGUUAUCUACUCAGAUACAGUACAGGCGCAGAAGUUAGAUUAUUACAAAGCUGACAAGAACAAACUGCUCGAUGAGAUAUCAAAUAUGGAAUCAGAAAUUAUAACUUCCGAAUACUCAGAAGAUGAUUUAGAGAAGGAAAAGAAAAUCUUGGCUGAAACUACCUUGAAGUUAGAAGAAUGGGAAAAGUCGGAUGUGAUAAAGCAAAUGGGAGCUCAGUUGAAGGAGAAGAACGAACAAAUAUUGCUUGCAGAAAACGAUCUCGAGGAAAUUCAAGAUAAAAUCAAGAAAACAAAUCAACAAGCAGACCUCUUCGCAAAACUAGGUCUUUUGAAGAAGUCAAUUGCGGAAAAGUCCCAAGCUUUGGAAAAUGCAUCUACAUCACUCGAAAACAACUCAAAAGCGAAAAGCUGGAAUCUAAUGUCCAAUGACGACCUCGAUAUAGAUUUUAAGAAAAUUUAUAUCAAUUUACAGAAGCAGAUAGCGUUAUCGAAUAGGGAACUGCAUGAAUGUGAGAAGAAAUUUACAGAAUCCUCAUAUAAUUUGACUACAUUACAAAAUGACCUCGUUACCAACCAAAAAACUGAAAAUGAUAUAAAAAGAAACCUAGAAAAUGCGCUCCCAGAGGACUGUCCAUUAGGCGAAUAUGACAAAAUUAUUGAGGAGGCGGAGUUGUCCUACAGAACAGCCCUGGAAAAUUUGAAAAUGCAUCAAACAACUCUCGAUUUCAAUAGGAAGGCGCUAGAAGUUGCUGAGUAUGAUAAUUCUUGUUAUCUCUGUUUGAGAAGUUUUGAUACUGUUGAAUUCAAAAAUGAGAUAUUACAGAAUCUAAAGGCAAAAACUGAAGCGAAGUUUGAGACAGCUUUAAAGGAAGUAGUAAAGGAAGAGAAGGAAUUUUUGGAUAGUUUACGGUCCUUGGAGAAAGAUUUCACCUUACUUAACUCAUCAUGGGAAAGGAUUAAUAAAAUCAAAAUUGACUCCAAAAAGGCUCAGGAACUAACAACAUCUUUACGCGAGCAGCUUUUGACUAUGGAAACCAAGAAUAAUGAGCUAAAAGAAGACCAGGUUCUAGUUGAAAAGGAACUACGUGCCUAUGUGGAAACAAUUAUUACUUUAAAAAAGGAGCUAAAACAACUCGAUGCGGAAUCCAGUCAGAUCUUAGAGCAAUUGAAGAUUUACGGCAGUUCUGAUGGUGAAGUAUUUACAGUGGAUGAAUUACAGCAACUACAAAAGAAUAAAAGUGACCAUCUUCGUGGUCUACGUAAAGCUAUAAAUGAACUGCAAAUGGCAAGGGAAGGUAAAAUACGAGGGCACUCUGCUUUAAUCACCACAAUAAAGAAAAAAACAAUGGCUAUUAAUGAGAUGGAAAGAUCUUUAGUGCGUAAACAAAAUACGGAAAAUAAUAUGAAGUCUAAACGUAAUAGGAUCAAAGAAAUAGAAUCAAAACUUGGGCAGUUGACUUCAGAGGUCGAUGAAUUACAUAGUCAAAGAAUUUUUUUGGAGCAAGAAACAAAUAAUGUAAAAGCUGAAUUUAACAGUAAAAUGAGUUCUAAGAGAGAUACACUGAAUAAGAUCAAUAACGACAUAAACACCGUUUCUAGUAUUUGGAAUGAAAUUACCCAGUAUGACGAAAGUUUGCUUUCUCAAUGUACACGGGAGCUUGAACGCUCUGAACUAGAAUUAGCUGAAUUAAAUCAGCAAAUUGACUUCAAGAAUAACGAACUAAAUGACCAAAAACAAAAAUUAAAGGAUUCUAACAACGAAAAAAGAAACCUUUCACAAAAUAUAGAGCUACUAGAUCUGAAAAAGAAGCUGAAUGAUAUCAAGAGCCAAAUUAACAGUUUGGAUAUUCAAAAUGCAAAAGCGAAGAGAGACAAAUAUCAACAUGAAUCAUCGCAACUAAGGAAUGAGUACGAGAAGUUGAGCGCAGAAAAUGCAGGUAGAUUAGGAGAAAUGAAACAAUUACAAAAUCAAAUCAAUUCUUUGCAGUUACAAUUACGCUCGGAUUUCAAGGACGUUGAUAAUAAGUUUCACAAGGAAUGGGUUGAGUUGCAAACUAGAACACUAGUCACAGACGAUAUCGACACGUACUCGAAGGCACUUGACAGUGCUAUCAUGAGAUAUCAUGGUCUCAAAAUGGAAGAUAUUAAUAGGAUCAUCGAUGAGUUGUGGAAGCGGACGUACAGUGGGACUGAUAUCGAUACGAUCAAAAUCAGGUCUGAUGAAGUCAGUUCUACAGUAAGAGGCAAGUCUUAUAAUUAUAGGGUUGUAAUGUAUAAACAAGAUGCUGAGUUGGAUAUGAGAGGCAGGUGCUCUGCCGGACAGAAAGUUCUUGCUUCCAUUAUAAUCAGACUCGCAUUGUCCGAGACAUUUGGUAUUAAUUGCGGUGUCAUUGCUCUUGAUGAACCCACAACCAAUCUAGACGAAGAGAAUAUCGAAUCCCUAGCGAAAUCAUUAAAUAAUAUAAUUCAUUUUAGAAGACACCAAAAAAACUUCCAGCUGAUUGUUAUUACCCAUGAUGAGAAAUUUUUGAGCCAUAUGGGUGCAUCACAAUUUGCUGACCAUUUUUUCAAAGUGAGGAGAGAUGAUAGACAAAAAUCUCAAAUUGAAUGGGUCGAUAUCAAUAAAGUAAGUGAGUACUAA